Molecule: messenger RNA, 3064 nt
Organism: Trichosurus vulpecula (common brushtail)
Lineage: Eukaryota; Metazoa; Chordata; Mammalia; Diprotodontia; Phalangeridae
Gene: IL27RA
Product: interleukin 27 receptor subunit alpha
Exons: 14
Coding region: 167-2149 (660 amino acids)
Biological process (GO): cytokine-mediated signaling pathway; positive regulation of activated T cell proliferation
Cellular component (GO): interleukin-12 receptor complex; external side of plasma membrane; interleukin-23 receptor complex
Molecular function (GO): interleukin-23 binding; interleukin-12 receptor binding; cytokine receptor activity
Source: RefSeq, a predicted model, not a curated record
ACCCCCCAGCUGAGGGGCACACUUCCCUUGUGCCUCAGUACCCCCAAGAGAAACGUUCAUCCUUAUAGGCCCUUCGGUUUGGUAUACCUCCCUCCCACCAUCUGGAACUUUCUGCCCUGAGCCUGGGUUAGCUGGAGGGAGCAGAGGGAGCCAGAUAAGGACCGCCAUGGACACACUUGGGUUCAACAGGACUCUAGGCACCGGCUUCCCUCUGUUCCCACCGCAGCGACUACCAACCAAGCUGCUGCUAAUGCUGUGGCUGUUGCUGACUUUGCCAGUGAGGUCUCUGGACAUCCCAGAGGGUUCACAGACUGACCAGGGAUCCCCGCCCUCCUCAGCUCCACUCCCUCAACUUCAGUGCUACUGUAUGAGACCCAAAGGGCACAUGAACUGUACCUGGGGACCCAGCUUGGACACUGGCAUUCCUUAUACUUUCUACUAUAAGAGCUUAAAGUACCACCCUAACAGGAUCCAAAAUGUCCCAGUGCCCAGAGGCCAGGGUUGGGUCAUUGUAGAACGGGAGCAUCUCACAGCCUCUGAAGAGUACCUUGUAUGGCUGAGCCCAAAGGACAACACUUCCCAACCUGGAGCCCCAGAGCCACUAAGAUUGAAUCUGGAUCACAUAGUGAAGCCUGAGCCACCAAAGCUAUCCCAUGAAGUAGAGUUCUCCGAUGACCCCACAGUAGUCACUGUGAUUUGGGCUGCCCCAGCCUGGCCUCCCCAUGAAAACUUCAAGUAUGAGCUCCGCUUCCGGGACAUUUCUGCUUCAAUAUGGCAAUAUGUGGAGCCUAGAGAUUUACUAACCUCAUCCUUUCUGGAGGGCUUAGAGCCAGCCACAGUUUAUGAGGUAUCCUCCCGCUGCCAAGUGGAAAACAACAUGGGCUUUUGGAGCGACUGGAGCGCCACUCUGAAAUUCCAAAGCCUCCUCGCUGCCCAAACCGGCCAGGUGGACAUGUGGGUCUUUGGGUCUCCCUGCAAUGGCCCACACCCCCAAGAAGAGCCCUAUGUGUUGCAAUGGAAGGAUCUCAUGCCUGGGUUGGGGCUGAGCUAUAAGGUGGUGUUCCAGGUACCAGGUGAAGACCUGCACCCUAAGGUCAUCCCCUGCUGCAGUGUUACCCUUUCCAAAGGCACAGAGCGGGUAUCAAUAAUGGCCAUCAAUAUUACUGGCCAGGGGCAUCCUUCCAACCUAACCCUGGCCUGUUCAGGUUCUGCUCCUAAAAGGGUCCAAGUAAGCAGCAUGGGAAAUCAGGGGAUGUUGGUCACAUGGAUACCAGAGCCACAAGAACACCAGGAGUUUAUAGUGGAGUGGACCCAAGAAAAUAUGCUUCCCCAGGAGUUCCACUGGAUUCGUCUGCCAAACGGGAGACACAGCACUCUGCUGAGAGGAAACUUCAAGGAAGGAGUUCCAUACCGAGUGACCAUGAGCAGCAUCUCUCCGAAGGGCCUGGCCUUUGCUUCUCCAGUCUGGGGGUACAGUCAGGAGAUAGCACCCCUCGAAGGGCCAGCUCUGUGGCAGAUUCAGAAUGCUGCCAGCGGGGCUCUGACUGUAGCAUGGGCUGAGCUCCCCAGAGGACGACGUGGGGGACACUUCACACACUAUACCCUGUAUGUGCAGCCAGACUCUGGGCCCCCUACCCUUCUGAAUGUGAGUGCAGAUACCCUAAAUGUGACCCUAUGGGACCUGCCUGUAGGAUUCUAUAAGAUGUGGGUGAUAGCAUCCACCAUUGCUGGCCCUGGACAACCUGGCCAGAUCCUCCAACUCUUCUUCCCUGAGAAGAAUCCAAAAGAGUGGAAAGUGCUGUGGGAAGUCCUGCUGUUCUGUGUUCUGUUAUCCAUGAGCUGCUGCCUGGGUUUGGUGUUCUUCAAGUGCUGCUUCUGUCAAAAGUUUCUGCCCCAUUGGGUCUCUGAAAGGAUCCCUGAUCCCUCCAAUAGCAAGAGCAUGCAGCCUUGGGGAGAGGAGCUUCCCCAGGCUCCACCUCCCAAGGAUGCCCUUUUCCUAGAUGUGGAAGAAGUGGAGACUCCGAUAUCCCCAGCCCCCCAGGCUCUAGAGGCUCCCACCCCACUUGACUCUGGAUAUGAGAAACACUUCCUCCCCACACCUGAAGAGCUGGGCCUUCUGACCCUGCCCAGACCUCAGACUUCCACCUGAGGAGUCCUGGAUAAUGAAUCUCUGCCAAGUGUGUGGAUCCAUGGUGUAGAGGAACCAAGCCCAGGAUCAAGGCGUUGCCCUGACUUUGGGGGGACCAAGUCUCAAAACCAUAGAAGGUGAAUCCUGGAAGGAGCUUGGAAAUUGCCGUGUCUACUUCAUCUCCCAUCUUACAGAAACGGAGACUGAGGGGGCAAGGAUGAACAUGGGAGAUUUGCCCAAAGCCAUACAGCAAGUUAGAAUCAGGACUGGGACUCAAUCUUGCGCCUUGCCCCACCCCACCCAGUCCCUCUCUGCUCUGGGAGGAGAGCCAUGGGAAAAUCCUGCUGUGUUCCUCUGAUCAUUUUGAGGACCUGCAAGGAAAAGCAUAUGACUUCCUACAGUGGGCCAGAGAGUUCAGGACUAGAAGGAACUUCCGAGGUCAAAUCGUCCAACUCCCCUCCUCAUUUAGAGUAGGAAACAGAUGUGCAGGGGGAGAAGUGCCUCCCUCAAGUGCAUAGCUUGACAGGAGCAGAAAGAGAACCCAACCAACACCUGAGUCCCCUGACACUACACCCGGUGCUCUCUUCUUUGCCCUACACACCUCAUUCAUCCUACUCCCACCUAUGAGCAGGGGAUUCAGUUAAGUUUCUCCCCUGCCACCAAAUCUUGCAUGACCUCCUCACUGUCUAUGGGACCAAGUCCAAACCCUUCUUCCUGGCAUUUAAGGCUCUACAGACUUGUCCCAGCUCUUUAGCUUUGCUUCUCACUGCCCUGCUGUUCCCCCCUCUCCCAGUGCCCAACAGCCUACAUACAGCUUACCAUUCAUAUCUGAAACACGUCUUCCCAUCAUCUCUCCAGGUUUUGGUUCUCUCAGUUCAUUCUGUCUUUCUCCCCAGAACUCUAAUCCAUCCCUUCAGACUCAGCUCAGAUGGCACC